Molecule: messenger RNA, 2268 nt
Organism: Fonsecaea multimorphosa CBS 102226
Lineage: Eukaryota; Fungi; Ascomycota; Eurotiomycetes; Chaetothyriales; Herpotrichiellaceae
Exons: 7
Coding region: 1-2268 (755 amino acids)
Biological process (GO): DNA-templated transcription; positive regulation of transcription from RNA polymerase II promoter by galactose
Cellular component (GO): nucleus
Molecular function (GO): zinc ion binding; DNA-binding transcription factor activity, RNA polymerase II-specific; RNA polymerase II cis-regulatory region sequence-specific DNA binding
Source: RefSeq, a predicted model, not a curated record
AUGUCGUCUAAGACAUGCGAACUGUGCAAACUCAGACACCAGAAAUGCAGCAGAACAAGACCGACAUGUGUCUACUGCCAGAUCAGAGGCGUUGAGUGCAUCUAUCCAGACACACCAGCGAAGCAAGUCACUCGCCUCGCCACUCGUCCCCCAAGAGCGUCGUCGGACGUCGAUGCGUCAGCCACAACAUCAACAACGAGCAAAAGUCAACGAGUCCACGACACUGUUUUUGAUUCUAAGGCUGCGAGCCAGCAAGUCAAUUCAUCACGAAAUCCGGCCACUCUGAAUUCGACGCCUGUAACCAACAAAGUCGUGAUCGAUACCCCCACCGAAACAUCAAGCGACUUGUCAGCUCCAAUCUGGCCUAUAGAAACCGGGGCUUGUAAAGAAAGCUCUACGUCCUUUCUCCUUGACAGUCUGGCAUCACUUUGGGCGGACAAGUCAAGUCUGGGCAAAGACCAAAUUCUGAAAGGGAACAAAUUCACAGAAGCCAGUACAUUUACUCUGCCAUCCUCUGCCAUCUCAGCCCACAAAGGUCUCAUCUCUUUAGAUGAGCAGUUGCCCGACAAAGCUACUGCCACAGAAUGGCUGAACACAUUCUUGAGAGGGCCGAAUAUGUUAUUCAGAAUCUGUAACGAGACCGAGAGUUGGAGACUUCUGGAUUCAAUCUACAUGAAAGAGGACAUUGAUGAUCCGUCGAAAUGUUCUAUCUGGCUUCAGCUAGCUGCUGGUUGCCGAUUCACGACGGGAACCGACGAGGAAAGCUAUAUUACCUUGUUUGAGAGUGGCCACCAGUACCUAGAAUGGUGCAUCGAGCAAUCAGAAGAGGUAGAUCCAGUCUGGGUUGUGCCUCCAAUGCUGCUCAGUUGCCUCUAUUUUAUGGGCUCUAAACCAAAGACUUGUUGGCUUACCCUUGGUGCGGCGAUACGGCUUGCUCAAGUGCAUAGCCUAGAUCGGGAAAAAGAAUACUGCCCAAGGUUUUCAGAGGAUGAAUAUGAGCGUUGGAGCCAAGUUUGGCGAGCCAUGAUCUUCUUCGAUGCAUGGCUAUCCAUCACACUUGGAAAACACCCACAAAUCAGCCAGAAGACAACACAGGACUCAUUUGUGAAUAUGUCUCUUGAAGAAUUUGCCCUUCCUAACGCCAGCAUCGAAGUCAACAUUGCGAAAUUAAGUGUUUUAAUCUGCCGCUUUCUGGUAAGACUAUGCCAGGGUAAAAUGAGUUCCAAGACGCAAGAAGUAUUCUUCCAUGCGCUUGAAGAAUGGGCCUCGAAUCUACCACAAAAUCUGCGCUACUUCCCAGAUAUGUACGACCCAGAAGCGUCACAAGCCGACGAAGUGGGCUCUCUUUACCUGGAAACAUUCUACUUUGCAUCCGUCAUGACAUUGACCAAGCCAGAGGUUUUUGCGUCAUUGUCUACCAAGAGGCAACAAAUCUCGUCGCACAGUAGACUCUUUUCUCAAGCAUGCGUUGAUGCUUCCGCCCAGAUCGGUCAUUCAGCAUCAAGGAUACUUGAACGUGGCUUCCUCUUCAAGAGGUCCUGGCUCGUUACGACCAUAGUAUAUCAUGCUGGACUAGUGCUUGCCUUGAGUCUUUCGGUGCAAAAGACGUCCCUCCGCUACAAUCUAAAUUCUCCUGGAAGUCAUCAUCCGAAAAAGAAGGGCCUUGCGGCGGUCACGGAUGUCCUGUCCUCCUGCGCCUCUCACAAUCCUUUGGCCCGGCACAAUCACGAAGUAUUAUGUUAUUUUCGAGAGCUGAUUGAGAGCUACGAAGGACUCGAAAAUGUGAGCCCGAGCCAUAGCAGCGGGCGCGAGCUCUUUGGGACACCUCACACGCAGGCCACACCACCGUCGUUCAGGGAAUCGAGUAUGGCUACCACAAGUCCUUCCUCUCUUUGGUGGCAGACAUCAUUGGAUGGACUGACUUCAACAUCUUCUCGAUCGGACUCACACUCAUCAUAUGGAAUCCUGGCGGGACCUGACCAGGCUAUUUCUGCACAGAACGAAUUAUCUGGAUCUGCAGCCGCGAACUAUCACCAAGGGUCAGUAUUAGAUCCAACAUGCCUUGGAUGGGCGACUCCAUUGCCGAAUAACGGAUCGAAUUAUUCCUACUCCAACAAGCUAAGGUCACAGCCAGGCUCCACAAACCCUGGCCUAGAACAUUACAAGCCAUACAUGGAGAACUUUUGGUCUGCCGAAGCAUUCGACUUUGCACAACAAGCAGAAGCCCAGGGUGCUGUGCAUAGUUGGGAGUUAGAUAGUGGUGGUUGA